Messenger RNA from Trichomonas vaginalis G3, 438 nucleotides. RefSeq names its product RNA polymerase II transcription regulator recruiting protein. Gene Ontology annotation, biological process: regulation of DNA-templated transcription. The record is from RefSeq and is a predicted model, not a curated record. The transcript has a single exon. Lineage: Eukaryota; Parabasalia; Trichomonadida; Trichomonadidae. Gene Ontology annotation, cellular component: nucleus. Gene Ontology annotation, molecular function: RNA polymerase II cis-regulatory region sequence-specific DNA binding; DNA-binding transcription factor activity, RNA polymerase II-specific. The coding region runs from base 1 to 438 and encodes 145 amino acids.
AUGUCUGUUGUUGAACAAGAACCUACUCCUCAGUCUUUUGAUCUUCCAAAAAAGACAAGGCACAAUAAAUGGUCUAUACACGAAGAUAUGCGCCUUAAAGAAAUCGUGGCUACAAUGGAAAAAGUUAAUUGGAAAGCUGUUGCCAGAUGCUUUCCAAACAGAAAUGAAAGACAAUGCUACGAGAGAUGGAAUUAUUAUUUAUCUCCAAAUGUCAAUAAUGGCGCUUGGAGCGAAUCAGAAGAUCAAUUAUUGCAGCAUUGCUAUUCAAUAUUUGGUUCACAGUGGAUGAAAAUUUCACAUUUCUUCCCAGGAAGGACAAAUACAUGCAUUAAGAACAGGUUUUUAUACCUUCAAAGAAAGAAAGAGAGAUUAAAUCGCGACAAAGAACCUCCAAAGGAUCCAAUGUCUUUCUUUGAUAUCAACAAUCUUAUCAAUUAA